Messenger RNA from Ixodes scapularis (black-legged tick), 5289 nucleotides. RefSeq lists its product as uncharacterized. The record is from RefSeq and is a predicted model, not a curated record. Gene Ontology annotation, molecular function: metal ion binding; ubiquitin-protein transferase activity. The transcript has 14 exons. Gene Ontology annotation, biological process: double-strand break repair via homologous recombination; negative regulation of fatty acid biosynthetic process; positive regulation of transcription by RNA polymerase II. Bases 242 to 5095 code for a protein of 1617 amino acids. Lineage: Eukaryota; Metazoa; Arthropoda; Arachnida; Ixodida; Ixodidae. Gene Ontology annotation, cellular component: BRCA1-A complex; plasma membrane; BRCA1-BARD1 complex.
AUUGACGUAAAUCGCGCGAACAAGAGAUUGCGCGGGUAACACGGCCGACCUGUGAACUGUAGAAUAUUCCUAUAUCUGCCAAAGUUUACGGUUAUUUUACCUUUUAUUUGCCAAAUCUCUAAUCGGAGUUGUUUUCUCGCCGACAUCUACUACACGCCGCUCAAAAUUCGCUCUACCGGCAGCCAUGUAGAGCUUUCGGCACCCGGAGACGCUAUCUGACAACACUCGAAGGGUUCCCAAAAUGGAUCCGUCUACUCUGGCAAGCUUGAAAACGGCCGCUGUGCUUUUGGUGAAAACGGUGGAGUGUCCCAUAUGUUUGGAGGUGCUUGCAGACCCCUUAUGCACCAACUGCCACCACCGUUUCUGCAGGGCCUGCAUAGAGAAAGCACUUCAUGGGAAAUACAAGAUUCCCUGUCCCCUCUGUAAAGCGGUGGUUACAAAAAGGAGCCUUCUGAAAAUCGAUCACAUUGAACAAAUUGUUGAGAAGGUGAAGCAACUCUCCAAUGCUAUAAGGGAAGACACUGGAUUCGACGCAUCGCCACCCCGGCACUCCCGCAUGACAGCAGUGGCGUCUCCAGAAGGCCACCUUUUCGAGGAGUUUGGGCGUGCUCAUCCGUCACCCAUGAAAUGUUACGGAAGAUCCAAAAGUGCAGCAACCGCUGUUGCAUUGCGGAGGAGCAAAAGAGCAGUUUCAGUCAACAGUGAUUCGGAGGUUGUUUCAAACACCACAAAAAGGUCCAGAUCCACUUCUGAUAUAAGAUCUUACAAAGCAUUGGAAACCUCUGGAAUCAAGCCACUGGUUAACACCAGAACCUCCCAAAGGCUACCCCGUGCCACCUCAAAUCAGCCAGCACACGAAGGUCCUCAAUUACAAGCUUCCUCGUCAGCAUUGCCAGUGCGGGGCCUCCUAAGGCGAGCCUCUGCCGCAGCUGAGAUGCCCUGCAUAAUCACAGCUGGCGAUAGCACAUCAUCAGUAUCCUCAUGUUCCUCCUUCAACCUUCAAGUUCGACAGCCUUCUGAAUCGCAGGCUGGAACCAUUACCCUGUCGGAUGGCAAUGCCGGCAACGAAAGCUCGACCAUCGGCGCAAUUAGUCAGAGUGAGAAAGUGGGAAACUGGCUACAGACUUGUGAAACUGUGGUUCCAGUCGUCAGUGCCAAUCCCAAAGAUCCUGUGUCGAACACCGGCAAGAACGAGACUGUCCAAGGUGCUCGAAAAUCUAUGCCCAACCGGUUUUUCACGACGUCCAAGCCGGUCAGAAAGCUCGGCAGUCCGGCAGGCAGGAAGAAGCUCUUGGAUGUCUCGGACAGCGACCCCUACAAAUUUGUUCCGAGUCAGAGGUCCCUCCAUGCAGCCGCACAGAAGGGGAAGAGGCGGCGGCCCAGGGGCGGUUGCAGGGGCACAAGGACUGCUCCCGCCAGAAAGACGAAGGCAAAGAGUCCGUUGAGAGGGUUCGAGAACCUGAGAGACUACUGUGCUGAGGAGGCAGCUGUAAAGAAUGGAGAUGCUCAGGAGCUGGAAAUUGAGCUCUUUGUCACCCCCGGUGACAUGCUCCAAGGCAACGAAGAUCAAGUUCCAAAAGCUCCACAGUCCAAGAAGAGGACCAUGAAGGACGCUUCGAGGAGGCAGUCAAAGAGGAUGAAGAGGAGCAUGCUAUUGCAGAAAACAGAAGAGGAGGCCAAAGAGCUGCAGCAAAAGAUCAAUGGAGCAGAAGGCUUCGAGCUGGCCGUGCUCAAAGAGACUUGGCCCGGGCUUCCCAAUAAGCCUAUUGCGGUUGCUGCUUUGAAAGAUGUCUCUAACCUGAGGGUACCUACCGAGAAGAGCAGUGCUCAGGGAUACCCCAUGUCACCCAAGCGGCCUGGUCGGGUGGAGCUUGGCUUUUCAGCACAAAGAAGUUCUGCGGAAGUGACUGCUGUACGUCAAACUCUGAACGACCGCACUUCGGAGCUUGAGCCAGGCCCCGACACUGAUAUGUCAAGGCCGGAGAAAACUAGCUCAUUAUCCCUGAACAAGAAACAAAACCACUUAAACGUCAAGAGGUCAUCAGAACCUAGCAUUUCGACUACUGCGCCAAAAGAGCUACCAUCAUACGAUAAUCUUUCUCGAGGACAUGAAGAGACUGAGGGUGAAGUAGUCAGCUCCAAGCCUAUUGGUAAUGAGCAUCAACCCAGUGAGUUACACACUGAAGGCCAGCUUAUAUACGACAACCACAUGGAAGAAAACCCUGAGAGUUUGCACAUUGAAGGCCAGGGUGCAGAAGACAACCACGUUGAAGAACACCCCGAGACUCCAGCAAUGUCGCUAAAGGAUCUCGAGGGUCUCUUCAAGAAAUCGAGCCGCAAAACGUUUGACAUCUCGGCAGACACGCAAGACUUAGAAUCGCUGAGCAGUGGCGCCCUGAGCACUCUGGAUCUGAUAAGCAACAUCUGCAAUGAGCUCGAGGAAGAGCCUAUUGCACGCCGAUCUCCUGCUGCUGCUACUGCCAAGGACAGCAGUCCAGCAGUGCCACGGAAGGAAGCCCUUCCCGAAAAACGGGAUAUCCUGCAGUCACCAGCGAGUGCCUCUAUUCCAAUAACAACAAUGUUGCAGGGAAGCACUAAAGGCAUGACCAGGAACCGUGCCGUGUCACAGGAGGCUUCUGACAUGCCAUCCAGCCUUGCAUUGGCCUCGACUGCUUCUUACGAGGAAACAUGUGAGGAGCUCGGGAACAGCGCAUCUGAACCAAGAGUCGAGACAUGCCUCAGCUGUCCAAACUGCACCACGGACAUUGUUGUCAGUUGGGUCAACGGGAUCACAAAAGUCACAUUGAAGGGAACAUCGCGAAAGCCUGUGCUUGUGGACGUUGGGAUGUGCACAGAGAGGCCCGGAAACAGGGUGAUUAUUUGCAAGGAGGCGGUGACUCAGACUGACAUUGUGGAUGUUAACCAGAGCUGCUCUGAAGCUGCUUUGAACCAAAGGGGCCAUCAAGAAGCACCUCCAGUUGCUGCACUUCCCGUACCGUCAAAUUCAGUUCUGUGUUCUGAAGUGUCCCCGACCAUCGAAAGGGAAGUUCAUGUUUCAGAUGCUUCCAACCAUGCCUCUACUAAAGAGAACAUCCCAUUGUUGGCCAUGCCUGAUGAGCUCCAUUCUAGAUCAGUCUCCAGUGACAAACCUGUGGAUGGUGGAAGCUCAGUUAUUGCCUUUAAAAAACCUUCUGAGAAUGUGCAGACCUGUUCAGUCAAAUUUACGGAUGGAAACGAGGCAGAAAUGGAGAAUGUUCAAGCAGAAGUGGCUGAAGUCACCAGCGUGAGUGAGACUCGGAGGGAUGGGCAGUCGUCUCCCAAGCAGAACAACGAGGAUUCUGAAGUGAUAUGUGAUGAAACAGAAGAGCAAUUUCAAGUUUCCGAAAGACAGCUCGUGGACAAAGGCUUCCAGUGCCAGCUCCAGACCAUUAUCGAAGACUCGGAGCUGAUGGACGCAAGCCCCUUUAGCGAAAACGGUAGCCCGGACGAAGUUGCAGGAACUGCAGUAGGGCCUUUGGUGGGAGAGGUCGAAGAACCGGAACAUGGCAAUGGAGACUGCACGCAGAGCGGUUUGCAGUCCUCUGUUGAGGCAGCUUGCACGAGAGGUCAAGACGAGUCUCUGACAAAGAAGGCAGAGGAAUAUCACAUUGAACAAGCGGUGCCAAUGGAAUUUGGCUGCAUAGAAGAGGAAGUGAUGUCGGUGGGCGCGACGCAGCAACAAGUUCGAGAGGCCAGACCUCCCCCAUCGAUUGAUCGGAUGCAAAAUGAAGGUUGUUCCUCGAGAGCUCUCGAUGCUGGUUGCAGCGACGAAACCUACCUUCCCUCUUACGACCACUUCUUAGCUUCCCCAGAGGCCAGGGCAGACAAGCCACAUUCUAGAAGCUCCCAACCCAGACAAUCGGCAGCAUGUGCUGCAACCGUGUCUAUCAAUUUCAAUUCUAAAGAGCAAGAAAAUGUGAAGCACAGUUACUUGAAGACAUCGCAAGUUUCGCUUCAACUGGCACCUGCUGAAGUGCAUCGCGCCUCCUCGUGUUGCCAAGAAAAACACCAAAGUGUAACGAUGGUCUCGCCCGCAAAUGCUCCACAUGAUCCCACCGGUUACAAAGACAACAAGGGCUGCUCAGACGCCCAUCCUUUGCGAGCUGAGCUCUCUCCGUGGGCCUCUCCUGUGCAUUCCGGACAAACUGCCUCCAGUUUCAACAUUGACAUUCAAGACCAGCUGAAUAGGAACAGUGAAGAAAGCAGGGGUGAUGAAGCUGACUUCAGGACGUGCUCGGCGUCACCAGAAAAGCAGUCGGACGCCAGCAAAAGGAUCACCGGAGGGGAAAGGGAAAAGAGCACGUGCAUUUCCAAAACUUCUGAGAGAUCAGAAAAAGUGUUGGUCACGGUUGAAGACAGCGAUUCGGACAGUUCUGUGAUGCUCGAUCCGAUGACGGAAAGCGAGGCCAGUGAUCUCCUCCAGCGAGCUUUUGCCAUGGAGGAAGACAGUCCAGAUGAAGUUGCUCUGAACUUUGCAAAAAGGGCCGUUGCUCCGCUGCGAACGUCUGCACAGAAGCGCCUGUCACUGGAGUUGCAGCUGGUGGCUGAAAGACACACGCCACCCGACACGAGUGCUGCUGCCUUGCUAAAGUCGGUAGCUGUGCCUGCAAGUGAAAGAGAGGAAGCAGACAACACGGAGAACACCGAAGGACCCAGUACAGUCACCGUAUCCAGCACACUCUCCGGCGCACUGGACAGAACAUUGAAAGAGCAGCUGUUGGAGCAAGACAUUCAGGAAAUGAAGAAGCAAAUGCUGAUGUUAGAAUGCGAGCUUCAGCGGACGACUGCCGGGAAUGGCUGCGUUGGAGACCUCAACCAGGAUGUUUUCAACGAUUCAGACUUCAAAGAGAGUGAGGAAGACGAGGCCAAGCGAAGUGCAAGUGUCCUCAACAAAGCUGCCAAGCCAACUGAACAAGGGAAAGAAGCUGGCAAGGCGGACAACUGGGACAACUGCUUCUCCGACAGCGACGACGAAAUGCCCGAUGUCGUCCCUCCAACGCCUCCCAGGAAGCUAAUUCUGAACAAAGAGCUCACUUUCAACAGGGGUGUGAAGUAGAAAAGGGACAUAACUUGCAGUAUGUGUAUGUAAAAAGACUGAAUGCAGUACUCGGGGCUCCUGCAUUUACAAGAAAAUGCCUGUUACAUAAGAAAGGAAGUUUUUUCUUGUUUUGUUACAAAAGUGUAAUGUUUCGUCUCUAGCAUGCCUCCACAGGUUAAUGAAGUUAUGACACACUAGAAAGCCUUUAGUAC